Molecule: messenger RNA, 635 nt
Organism: Caenorhabditis angaria
Lineage: Eukaryota; Metazoa; Nematoda; Chromadorea; Rhabditida; Rhabditidae
Source: the annotation of a GenBank genome assembly
AUGGAGUCAUCACGCAAAUGCAAAAAACCUCGCAAGAAGGUUCGAAAGAUUCAACGAACAUUGACGUGCAAAGUGUGCAAUUUCAACUCGGUUCCAUCGUGCAUGAGGAAAUGCCCAAUAUGUCUAGAAGCGUGGCAUAUUUCAUGUGCUCCGACAAAAACUAUCAGUUGUUUAUUGGUUUGUAAUGAUUGUGGAACACUACACGAUAAUGUAAGUUUAAAAAUUUUCAAUUUACUUUCAAAAUGAAAAUAUUAUUUUCAGCAAAUGAAACAAAUCCAACGACCGCGUUUGAAUGCCAUUCAACAAGUAAGUUCACUUUUAUUCCAUUUUUAUUUUCAAAAAAUGAUCUAUUUUUUUCAGGAAAAUCGAAUCAGGCCUAACAAACUCGCUCCUCAAAAUGUCCCAGAUGUUCGCUUCACUCGUUCAAGAUCUCGUCAAAUGGUUGUUCUUCAACAAAAACAGGUACUUUUCAGAACGCAUAAUAUUCCCGAUGCAAAAACUGAAACUCAACAUUUGGAAGUUGCGAUCAAUUUCACAUCAGAAGAUUCGAAAUUCCAAAAAAUCCCUCAAGUUCCCUUAAUAUGUUUUUUCAGAAACCAUUGGCCAGAAAACGAAGAACCAGAAAGCGUUCUUAA